Molecule: messenger RNA, 657 nt
Organism: Lactuca virosa
Lineage: Eukaryota; Viridiplantae; Streptophyta; Magnoliopsida; Asterales; Asteraceae
Source: the annotation of a GenBank genome assembly
AUGCUUGAUCAGAAGUUUUUCUAUUAUUGGUCCAUGAUUUACAAAUUUAUGGAAGGGUUUCUUGUUCUUCAUACUGCUGAUUUUGAUCCUAAUGCAUUGGAACUAGCUGUUUCAACAUCAGAAGCAUUAACAAUCCACGAGCGUGUCGGAUAUGCAUUCCAGCAAAUUUACCGGAGUGGGUUGCGCACUUGGGCUGACCGAGUUCUUGGGAGGGAGGUCAUGCUAAAAUUGUUUUCUAAAGAAAGAGAUGAAAGAUUGAAACACCAUCUCAUGGCUUCAAAGGAGCUUCAUCCAUCUUUAAUAUCUGCCCAGAGUGAAUAUAAGGUUUUGUUAAGCAGAUUAUGGGAUCAAAAGUUAGAGAAAACACCAUCUACCCCUAACAUCCAAAAGGAAUCUUCUGUAACUGUAAACCCAUCUUCCACCAUGGUUAGUGGGCCCAUCCAAGAUGAGUCCAUGCCUACACGGACUUCUAAUUGGGCCUGUGUUCUUGAAGCAGCAGCCCAAAGAAGGACAGAAGUUCUUCAACCAGAGAAUCUUGAAAACAUGUGGACUAAAGGAAGAAACUAUAUGAAGAAAUCUCAAAAGAAUUCUACUUCUUUCAGCAUAAAAGGUGGAAUCAAUGAAAAUUUGAAUCCUGAUAUAGGAAGUGAUCAAUAA